Molecule: messenger RNA, 612 nt
Organism: Salvia splendens (bonfire salvia)
Lineage: Eukaryota; Viridiplantae; Streptophyta; Magnoliopsida; Lamiales; Lamiaceae
Product: auxin-induced protein 15A-like
Exons: 1
Coding region: 232-498 (88 amino acids)
Biological process (GO): response to auxin
Source: RefSeq, a predicted model, not a curated record
GUGACUUCUUGUGCUUAUGCUUCUCAACUUACAAUUGCAGGCCAUUGGCAUUCCAUAUCCACUUGUUAUGUUAUCCACUUACUCAUCAUGAGAAUACACGGAAAAAAAAACAUUUCUUGAUCAUCUAUAUAUACACAACACACUUCUUUAUUGCAACCAUCAACAAAAGCUUUCCUUCUCAUUCAAACAAAUAUUUUCUUCCAGCUCAGAAGAGUUCGAAUUUGCACAGCAAUGGCCAUCCGACAGAUGCUGAGACGUUCCUUGUCUAGUGAGAGAAGGUCAGCUGAAGUCCCAAAGGGGCAUGUUGCUGUUUAUAUUGGCGAGAAUGAAAAGAGGCGCUUUGUCAUUCCAGUGUCGUACUUGAACCAUUCCUCGUUCCAAGAAUUGCUGUUUCAAGCUGAGGAAGCAUUUGGUUUCCAUCACCCUAUGGGCGGCAUCACCAUCCCCUGCAGCGAGGACUUAUUCGUUGAUGUCGUCUCUAGUUUGAGAAAAACAUGAUUAAUGUAGAAGAUAUGUGUAGGAAAAUCACCAUUUUGUAGAUUAAAAUCUCUUAGAAAUGUAGUCAAUGACAUACUACAAAUGAAGAUUAUAUAUAGAACCAUUUUCGGAUUA